ACUUGUCAUUUUUUGAAUACAUACAUUAAAACAACAAAUAAUAUGAUACAUUUUAUACUCCUGCUUGUUUUUCAGAUCUUUCAGCCUUGCUUAGGAGCAUAUUAUACCACUAUGGAGGAGGUGAUAAUUGACCACAAUCAGCACCGCAGAAAUUGGGUUCUCCCAGAGUUCGGUUUUUCCUUCCCACUCUCCGAAGAAGCCGAAGAAUACGCAAAACAUCUGGCCACCUUAAAUAUCCCAGAUCAAAUGUUAUAUGAAGAAGCUCAAGAGAAGAAUAUGGUGGUAGAUCAACUGGCUUUUCCCUUAUCGGAUCCAGAGAAAAACGAGUAUACGGAAAAUAUUUGCGAGUUUCGGAAAAAUAUUUGUGUUAAGUUCUGGACUGUUGAAGGGGCAAAGUGCUACGGUAAAGAACUUAGAAACAAGCAUGAACAAUCAUUGGCCGACAAAUUUUCCGCAAUCACCUGGAAAGCUUCUUCAGUAAUGGGUAUCGGAAUUGCACCAAAGAAUCCAUUAAACGAAAACGGUAGAAAGAUAUUGGUAGUUAGGUAUACUCCACCUGGAAAUCAACCUGGACAAUACGACGACAAUGUACGAAAUACGGAAUUUAUUGACUAUUACACUUUGGAAGCAAUGGAGGAACCCGAAAUACAGGUACCAUCUAAGAAUUCGAGAGGAUCAAAAGAUUGUUCAUUGGAAAAAGGAAUUUACAUAAUUUCAUUCGUCCUAAUGAUUCUCUUUGAGAAUACUUCAUCUAGGGCUACUUUCUCAUUUUAAUGUUAAACUUACAACAAAGUGUAAAAUUACAAACUGCUAUUCGGCCAA
Molecule: messenger RNA, 822 nt
Organism: Drosophila suzukii
Lineage: Eukaryota; Metazoa; Arthropoda; Insecta; Diptera; Drosophilidae
Source: RefSeq, a predicted model, not a curated record